Argiope bruennichi is the source of this 2415-nucleotide messenger RNA. Its product is annotated as zinc phosphodiesterase ELAC protein 2-like. NCBI's taxonomy places the organism in Eukaryota, Metazoa, Arthropoda, Arachnida, Araneae, Araneidae. Gene Ontology annotation, biological process: mitochondrial tRNA 3'-end processing. The record is from RefSeq and is a predicted model, not a curated record. Gene Ontology annotation, molecular function: 3'-tRNA processing endoribonuclease activity. Bases 103 to 2346 code for a protein of 747 amino acids. Gene Ontology annotation, cellular component: mitochondrion. The transcript has 22 exons.
UAUUACUUUGUUUACAAACAUAGCGCGAAUAUUGAGUGAAAGUCAUGUGUUGAAGUUUCGAAUUUUACGUUCUCUUCUCCAUAAACGAAAAAAAAUAAUAAAAUGUCGAAAACUAUGUCAUCUGUUUUGAAAGCAGCGUUCUUAAAUAAAAACUUAAGAUACUGUUAUUCACGAUUCCACAUAAGAUAUAUUAGUGAUGUUGUACGCUGUGAUGAUAAAAAGGAAUUUAAUCCUUUCAAAAAGAAAUCAUACUUUAAAAAUGAAUUAGAAAAUGAUUCCAAAAUUGCUAGUCGAAUAUGCAUCACUAUAUUAGGAAAUGGAGCAUUUGGUCAGCCCAAAUGCAUAGGAAUAUUUACGGAAUUUAAAGGUUUUCUAUUUAAUUGUGGAGAAGGUGUUGGAAGGAUCUGCCAAGAAUAUGAAGUAAACACUCUACAAAUAAGACAUGUUUUUAUUACUCAAAAUAUUUGGAGAAACGUAAGUGGAUUACCUGAUAUUUAUCUUGGAAAUGAUACAUUUGGUGUUCCUAAAAUGACAAUUUAUGGACCUCCUGGUGUUGAAUACUUUAUUGAUGUCAUUACUUCAUAUAAAAGAACUUUAUUACGUAAAAAAUCACAAUAUGUUGAUGAAAACAUGGAAAUUAGAGCCAUUCCAAUUAAAAUUUUGAAUUCACGUUUUAAAGGUAAUCCUGAUAUUUGUUAUUCUUAUGUAUGCAAAAUAUUUGAAAAGGUUGGUGAUCUCAAUAUAGAAAAAUGUGUUGAACUUGGUGUUCCUAUUGGUCCUCAUCUUUUACAGUUAAAAAAUGGUGAGGAUGUUGUUUUGCCAUCAGGCAGAAUGAUUCGUUCUGCAGAUGUUCUUGAUGCCUCUUGUCCUGCCAUGACAGUUUUAAUUGUGGAUUGCCCAUCAGAAGAUUUUUUGGAUUCAUUUGUGAAUGAAAAACAGUUUAGAUUACAUCAAUCAAAUGUUGCUGAUGAAAUCACUUAUGUCUUCCAUUUUUCACCUCCUCAUAUUAUCAGAUCGAAAAAAUACCAAGCAUGGAUUCAGAAGUUUCAUAAAAAUGUACAGCAUUAUAUUUUAAAUUCAUCUAACCCUUCAGCAAGCAGUGAAGCUAUUCAUCAAACUCAGAAUUUGUUACAUCUCUUUCAUCCUGAAAUUUUUAAAUUAUUGCCCGAAGAAAAGAUAAAGCCAUUGCCUUCAGAAGUUUCUUCAGAACUUAUAUAUCCUCCUCUUAUGUUACAAAUAUAUCUUCGACCUGAAAGAAAAUUGAGUUGGGAUAAUGUUGUAAAGAAUGACUCCGAAGAAAGUCUUAAGGCACUUACAGAUUUACCUGACUUCAAUAACGAAUUAUCGAAGCUAAAAUCUCUUAUUUCUAUGAAAAAGCUUGUCAAAGGUAGUGAAUAUCCCGAGGUUAUAUUUCUUGGAACAAGUUCAGCAACUUCAACUGCCUGUCGAAAUGUUUCUGCUAUCCUAGUAAAGCUUAGUUCCAGUAACAGUAUUUUAUUGGACUGUGGCGAAGGUACAUUCAGGCAACUCGUUCGAUAUUUUGGAAAAUGUGAUGUUAAUAGAGUGCUUCAAAAAAUAUCUUGUAUAUUUAUUACGCAUAAACAUACAGACCAUUACAUGGGUCUCUUUGAAAUAAUUAAAUCAAGAAUAGAAGCAUUUGAAAAUUCUGGUAUUCCAUAUCAACGCAUGGCUUUAAUUCUGCCUUCUAAAGUACGAGUGAUGUUAAACAGAUUCUGUGAAAUGUAUGAGCCACUUAGUUCAAAAGUCAGAAUAUUUUCCUGUAAAAAUUUGGUUUCGGAAAAUGACGAUCACCUACAGUUGUCUACGUUUUUGAAAGACGUUAAGCUUUUAACAGUUCCUGUUCAGCAUUGCAAUGAUGCAUAUGGAAUUGUUCUCCAGCAGGGCUCUGAAUGGAAGAUUGUUUAUUCUGGUGAUACUCUUCCCUGUCAAAAACUAGUUGAAGCUGGUAAAAAUUGCACUUUACUAAUUCAUGAAGCAUCUGUUGAAGAUAAUCUUAUAAGCGAAGCUAUACUGAAAAAGCACAGCACACCAUCUCAAGUGAUAGAUAUUGCAGAAAAGAUGAACGCUGAAAAUACAAUAAUGACUCACUUCAGUAAACGAUAUUUAGAAGUACCAAUGUUUAAAGAAUGUGAACAUAGGAAUGUAGGGUGUGCGUUUGAUUUUAUGAAGGUUCGAUUGCAUGAUCUUCCUGUAUUGCCUCUGUUUUUACCAGCUCUAAAAUGUUUGUAUCAAGAAAAAUUAGAAGACUUUUUGAUGAAGUCAUCAACUAUUGCUAGUUGUGAAAAUGUUUUCCUAAAGACCUGGAGAUCAAUUAAGAGCAACUAAUUUAAAAUAAUUUUUUUGUAAAAUUGUAUAUGGGACACUUGUAAAUUAUUUGUAUAUUUUUUCUUGGAA